GGCAAGGGGCAAGUAAGAUCUGUAAUGAAACUAUAGACCAAGACUGAGUGGAGGAAUCUAUUUUACUUGGCAUAAUGAAGUCUAGGGGUCUAAGGGGUAGGAAUGGGCUAUUUAGGGGCCACUUCAGCUUCUGGUCAUAAAGCCCCUAGGUAAGUAGGUUUCUCCAUUGAGUUUCAGGCUGUAUGACUGCCAUCUCACAAACUUGAUUCUUUGUAGGGGGAGAAAUAGUGGUGCUAGAUUUCCUCUUCCAGAACAAUAUUAAACUGGAAUCUAAGAGCUAAGAAUCACAGUGGUCCCUCAUCCCAAAUAUAGGACUGUCUGGUUGAUCAAGGGGAGUGAUGAUACUUCAACUCUCUUGAUCCCAUCCCCUGAAGGGCUUCCCGUGCAACUGAGAUGGGAAGAAUAAGUCCUCUUGAGUACUGGAACCCAGGAUGAACUACACAAUGGAGAAGGCAGGAAUGGAGAAGGAAAAAGCCAGGUUAAGGUGUAAGAGGAUUUAAUCUCUUGCUGCUCUCCUUGCUCGUGAGCAAAGCUGUCAUCUGGGGGUUCCCAUGGCCUCGAGGGCAACCUCCACAUGGUUUGCUGGACAUGAGGAGUGAGUUCAAGAUCAGCCUGAGGCUUGCCAGAAAGCUGCUUUCAGAGAUCCGGGGUAUUGCCCACCUCUUUGCAGAUACUCAUCUGGUUGGGGUGUCCUUGGACUUCCUACCCCUGAGGGAACAGCUUCCUAAUGUUACCAUGACAUUCAAGACCUGGCUUCAACUUUCAGACCCAGAUCGACUUUGUUCCCUUUCCAGACUUCUGGGCCACUUCCAGGAUCCUCUAGGAGAACUAGAGAGCCACCAGGGCUGGCAGGGUUCCCUGAGGAAACGGCUGUGGAUCGCUCAGCUGGACCUUAGAGACCUGCAGUCACAUGUCCAUUUCCAGAUGAAGGCUACAGGAUACAGUCCUCUGGAGCAUAAGGAAACACUGGGUCCGGAGGAGAGGGCCUUCGGAAGACUUUCUCUCACUGCGCACCAGGUCUCCUGGCCACAGCUCCUGAGCACCUACCAGCUUCUCCGAUCCCUGGAACUAGUCCUUGCCCGAGCUGUCCGAGAUUUCCUUCUGCUCUCAAGGGGGAUUGCUCACACACAGUCCCUGGCUACUUAAGAAGUACAGUCUUCAACCAAGG
Vombatus ursinus (common wombat) is the source of this 1168-nucleotide messenger RNA. Its product is annotated as interleukin-27 subunit alpha-like. Gene Ontology annotation, molecular function: interleukin-27 receptor binding. Lineage: Eukaryota; Metazoa; Chordata; Mammalia; Diprotodontia; Vombatidae. The transcript has 5 exons. The record is from RefSeq and is a predicted model, not a curated record. The coding region runs from base 589 to 1146 and encodes 185 amino acids. Gene Ontology annotation, biological process: regulation of T cell proliferation; regulation of T-helper 1 cell differentiation.